Molecule: messenger RNA, 787 nt
Organism: Saccostrea echinata
Lineage: Eukaryota; Metazoa; Mollusca; Bivalvia; Ostreida; Ostreidae
Exons: 4
Coding region: 1-549 (182 amino acids)
Source: RefSeq, a predicted model, not a curated record
AUGGGUCUAAAAUCGGGGCAGACCACCAGUUCUGUAUGUAUAACUACGUAUAUUGUAGAAGCUAUAAUUUGCUACCAAUGUGCCGAUUCCAAGGCUUUCGGAGACUGCCAGUAUAAUUAUGACCUGUUCAAGAAGUCUGUAAUGACUUAUCUGGAAGCCAACGAAACUAUUGGCGGGAAGAAGGACAGAGGUUACCUCAAGAACUGUACAUCUACCUGGGGAGACUACUGUGUCAUCGAAAGUUACCAAGAAAGAGUGACAGGUGAAACAUUUUCCUUCAUUCGAGGAUGUUCUAAAGGGCAAAACGACAUAUCUGUGAAAGGAUUUCUAAAUUUUACCACCGAUAAUCAGACAAGCUGUACCUACUAUCCACAAUCGCAGGAUCAUCUCCUUGCUUGUGUCUCGUGGUGCAACACCAGUUUCUGUAAUGGUCCAAUUUUUGAGAUUGAUAAACUAGCAGAAGAAAUUAGCACCAGUUGUCGUCCACUGUUGCAUACAAUCCUUAUAGUGAUUCAUUUUCUGAUAAUAGCAGUUUAUAGGUGCAUGUGACUCGCAUUUUUCUAAAACAUCUUCGUAGAAUGAUUAACGUGGUUUGGAAUCUCGAAAUAAUAUUUUACCAACCUACCUUUAAAAAUAGAGUGUUUUAAACCCGAUUGCUAAAAUGAGAUUACAGUGGAAUAAUUUAAAUUUAUGUUUACAAUUUUUUGUGAAUUUCAAAAAUUAACAAAUUCAUUGAAUGCUAUUUCAAAUGCAGACCUCGUUUUGAAAUAUGUGCUUUAGCUACACG